Tricharina praecox is the source of this 893-nucleotide messenger RNA. Its product is annotated as glycolipid transfer protein domain-containing protein. The transcript has 4 exons. Lineage: Eukaryota; Fungi; Ascomycota; Pezizomycetes; Pezizales; Pyronemataceae. Gene Ontology annotation, cellular component: cytoplasm; cytosol; membrane. Gene Ontology annotation, molecular function: ceramide 1-phosphate binding; ceramide 1-phosphate transfer activity. Gene Ontology annotation, biological process: ceramide transport; intermembrane lipid transfer. The record is from RefSeq and is a predicted model, not a curated record. The coding region runs from base 171 to 734 and encodes 187 amino acids.
CGGGAAGGUCUGUGCAGAGUGGGCCGCAGGAGGGCGGCCCUCAAUCUUCACCAACAGCACUUAAACUGCUACCCUGAGCUUCCCAUCCACUUCCACUUUCCAUCACAACAAGUUCUCCUUCUACCCACCACCUACAUCAAAUCAAUCAAUCAAUCUCAUCAACAGCAAUCAUGUCCACCUUCUUCGACACCUGCAAGCGCAACUUCAAGGACGUCCCCGUCGUUGACGACAAGGUCUCCACUACCGAAUUCCUGGAAGCUUCCGAGAGUGUCGUGCAGCUUUUCGAUGUCCUCGGCUCCACUGCGUUCGUGCCCGUGCAGAGGGACAUGACUGGCAACAUCAAGAAAAUCCGCGACGCACAGCUCGCCCACCCUGCCACCUCCGGAACCCUCCAAGAAAUCGCCGACAGCGACCCCACUGCCGCCGAGGGGCUGCUGUGGCUGAACCGAGGCCUUGAGUUCACCUCCCUCGCACUCCGCAAAAACGUCGAUUCCAACGAGGAGUUGACGGCGUCAUUCACGAGCUCGUACAACGACUCGCUCAAGAAGCACCACAACAUGAUUGUGCGCGGCAUCUUCAGCGUCGCCAUGAAGGCGUGCCCCUACCGUGCCGACUUCUACAAGAAGCUGGGUGAUGACCAGGCUGCCGUCGAGACCAAGAUGAAGGAGUGGCUUGCUGCGCUUGAGAAGAUCGUCGGCAUCCUUAAUGUGUAUUUGGCUGCAAAGAAGAUCUAGAUGAUGGAGAAGCUUGAGGAUAUUCAAGUACCUAUCACGAUUGCUGGCAAAAGCUACAUAGCGGUUUAUCAUCAUCACAUCAGACCGAUCGGGGGAACCAACCGAAUGGAAUUGGAUUCGAAAGGAAUGGCAUUCAUUGCUCAAUUGGUUCCGUGAAGA